CUAAAAAUUUUGGGGUGUCACAUUAUUCCUAAAUUAUUUUUCUUGUCUUCCAAGUAAAUAAUAUGUAUAGGAGAGCAUAUUUUUUUAUUAGGUAUAUGUGGAAGUUCCCUUGGUUGAAAAACUAUGAAAUAUGAGUUGUAGGGUUAAACUUUUGCGUAAGAGUCCCUAGCCUACCUAUAAAUACGUUUCUGACUCUAUAAGACUGGCAUUAUGGGCCUAUAAUAGAUGAAACUAUGGUUUUCAUUUACUGACUUACAAGUUGGUGCUAGAUCAACGACGAUUUCGACGACACUUGAACAACUAUGGCGGAAGGUACGUUCCAAUUUAUUUUUCCAUUGCAUUUUGGCUCUGCAUAUAUAUUUUUCUAUAUUCUGACUAUAUAUUGAACAUAAAAAUCAUAUGAAUCGAGUGUUCAUUAAAUUAGUUUUAAAGCUUAUCAACUGAAUUCAUUGGUAUGCAUUUUUUCAUGUGCUUAAAUGAUUCGAAUUUAAUUGGGUCCGAUAAUCUAACAUAUAAAUACCAUAUGAAACAAGUAGAUCGUUAAAUUUGUUUUAAAGCUUAUCAAUCACAUUCAUAGGUAUUUUUUCAUGUUCUUAAAUGAUUAGGAAUUAAUUGGGUGCUGAUAAACUAACAUAGAGAUAGCAUAUGAAUAGAGUGGAUGGUUAAAUUGGUUUUAAAGCUAACCAAUUGAAUUCAUUGUUUUGCUUUUUUUUUACAAGUGCUUAAAUAAUUCAAAUUUAAUUUGGCAUCAAUAAACUAAUAAAGAAAAGAUAUUUUACUAUAGAGAAAAAAAAGCAAAAAAAACAAAAGUCAAACAUGUCCUUAGAGAAGUCAAAUCAUGUCUUAAAUAAGUAUUUGGUCAAAGAUUCACUCAAUAUUUUUCUCUCCAAAUUUAGAACUAAACAAUUCUUCAAAUAUAUGUAUAGGUUUCAUUAUUUUUUUCAGAUGCAUUUAACAAACACAAGGAGGAGAGUCUAAAAGAUUCAUUUUGAUGGCGGCGCUCAAGCACACUGCAUACCUCAACAAUGAAUGGACUCCUGAAGAACAAUCUGUUCUUGAAGAAUUGCUCGCCAAAUACUCAUCUGACAGAGAAAUGCAUUGUUAUGUUCAAAUUGCGAUGCACUUAAAGGACAAAUGUUUACGAGAUGUAAUAUUCAGAUGUAGAUGGAUGAGUCAGCAAAAUGGGAAGCAAGGAAGUGAUGAUAUUUCAAGGAAAAAUAAAGACAAAAAGGAAAAACUUACAGAUGUUAUGCCAAAAUUAACUAAUAUUGCAAAUCAAACAAAUGCUUCUCCCAAUGCUCAAGCUAUUUUGCCAAUGGACAGUGAUGGUGGAAUUUUCUACCAAGCCAUUGGUGGUCCCAUAGGGCAGCUUCUUCAACAAAAUGCUCAGGCAUUGGAUCAACUUUCUGCUAACUUUGGCGCCGCUUGUAAGAUCCAGGAAAACAUCAACCUUCUCUUGCAGACUCAAAGUAAUAUCUUCAAUGUUGUAAAUAACUUAAAUGACAUUUCAGAGAUGAAACGGAUGCCUCCACUCCCUGUAAAGCUAAACGAAGAGCUCGCCAACUCAAUCCUUCAGCAACCACAACCAGUCCAAGAAAAAUCAUGAGUUCCUACAUUUUGUUCCUGUGUCGGGGCUUUAUAGAGAUGCUUCACUCAAGUUUCUGAACUUUCAAUUACUUAGAAAACAUUAUACUUGCACCAUGUUAAUACUGUUUUUCUUCCUUUUUUUAUGCAAUGUUUCCUCAAUGAAGAUUGUGGCCUCUCAUAUUUUGAACACAUUUAUUAAAUUGGAUGUAGUUAGUCAAACAAUAUGGUAUUAAGAAGUUUAGUUGUACACAUGUAAGUGUUGGGUUUUAAAA
This is a messenger RNA of Solanum tuberosum (potato), 1859 nucleotides long. RefSeq lists its product as uncharacterized. The coding region runs from base 992 to 1606 and encodes 204 amino acids. Lineage: Eukaryota; Viridiplantae; Streptophyta; Magnoliopsida; Solanales; Solanaceae. The record is from RefSeq and is a predicted model, not a curated record. The transcript is spliced from 7 exons.